Sphaeramia orbicularis (orbiculate cardinalfish) is the source of this 2180-nucleotide messenger RNA. Its product is annotated as BTB/POZ domain-containing protein KCTD12-like. The record is from RefSeq and is a predicted model, not a curated record. Gene Ontology annotation, biological process: regulation of G protein-coupled receptor signaling pathway; protein homooligomerization. Bases 72 to 872 code for a protein of 266 amino acids. NCBI's taxonomy places the organism in Eukaryota, Metazoa, Chordata, Actinopteri, Kurtiformes, Apogonidae. Gene Ontology annotation, molecular function: protein binding. The transcript has a single exon. Gene Ontology annotation, cellular component: postsynaptic membrane; signaling receptor complex; presynaptic membrane.
GGAGACUCCCCAAACACCCAUCCAUCCCUCUGUGGGCACCACCACCUCCACACAAACACACACAGGCAGACAUGGCCCAAACCGGAGCACAAAGUUUCCCCGAAAUAGUGGAGCUCAACGUGGGUGGACAGGUGUACGUGACCCGGCUGGAAACCCUCACGUCGGUCCCCAACUCUCUGCUGUGGACCCGGUUUACGGAGGGCUCCCCGGAGGAUCUGCCCAAAGACGGGAAAGGCCGCUUCUUCUUCGACCGGGACGGCUUUCUUUUCCGGUACAUCCUGGACUACUUGCGGGACUCGGAGCUUUUUCUUCCAGAGUUUUUUAAAGAAAGAAGGAGGCUGCAGAGGGAGGCGGACUACUUCAGACUGCCGGAGCUGUCGAGGCGCCUGGCCGGGGACAGUAAAGACAACUCGUCCUGUACGGAAGACAGUGGAGCGGAGGAGGCAGAGCUCAGCAGCCCGGCCACCUCCACCUCCACCUCCACCUCUGACCGGGCCCUGCGCUCCCCGGGGGCCGGCGCGGGGUACGUCACCGUCGGAUACAGAGGCAGCUACACUAUCGGGAGAGACAUCCAGGCAGACGCCAAAUUCCGACGAGUGGCCAGAAUAACCGUGUGCAGCAAGAUUUCACUGGCGAAAGAGGUGUUUGGAGACACCCUGAAUGAGAGCCGAGACCCGGACCGACCCCCGGACAAGUACACCUCCAGGUACUACCUAAAGUACAACUUCCUGGAGCAGGCGUUUGACCGACUGGCCGAGGCUGGCUUCCACAUGGUGGCCUGCAACUCCACCGGGACCUGCUCAUAUGGCAGCAGUGACCCGGGGGAAGACAAACUGUGGACCAGCUACACCGAGUAUGUGUUCAGCCGAUGAGACCUGCACUCUGGGGGGGUGAGGGGGGUUCACAGGGAAGCAACAAGUCAAACAGUGUAUUUUCAUAUAUGACACUAGUCGCUUUACCAUUGACCCUUAAACUGCACAAAUAUAACUUACGCUUAAAAAUUUACCUAAUGGAAAAACGAUAAUUUUGCCAAAAGUCUCAUUUUUCGAUUAAAAGUUUUUGCGUUGGCAAGAGGUGGCUUUUCGGGCAUAGCACAAAUGAUAUAUUACACAAAACUGCAAUGGAAAGACCUUUUCUGCAACUAGUCAGGUGAAAAAAACGGAUGUUACAACAAGCGAAGAAGAAACAUGUCGCGAUAUGAGUGGAUGCAUCAGGAAACUCAAAACCUAAUUUAGUAUGAGAUAGAGGGGUAAUAUAUAAUGAUAAUAAUAAUAAUGAAUAUAUCUGUAAAUCACCAUAUUUAAGUUCGUCGCCAUGUUUCUGGAAUGACUUCUCGGCUCAUCUCGCGAUAAUAAAUAAACAAACAAAUCAUCCCAUUUAUGAUUUAAUGGAAAAACGAACAUUAUGCACUUCUGUUUUUUCAACAUUUAGUAACUAUCUGUAAAGUUUUGCGCAGAUGUCCAAUGGAAAAGCGACUACUGACAGCACAGUCUUAAAUUUGUUGUUGUUUUUAUUCCUACUCUAAUUUACUGUCUUCUGUGGCUUUAGGCUGCAGGCAGAAUAAACUUUUCUGCCAUUUUCUCCUCUCAUAUCUAGGAGGAGGAGGAGGAGGACUUUCUUUUAACAUUUAUCUCAUUGGUUAGUGAACAGCAAAGACAAAAUGUCUUGUCUGAUAUGUCACUGGGUCCUAGCUUGGUUAUUUUUAUGGCCCUAUCGGCCCCAUAACCUUUACAAUGUUCACAAAGACUGUUUUGUUUUCAGAUGGGUGACAGCAGCAGUUACUCAGAAUAAUGUCUCGGAGCUGGUUUCUUUGAUUCUUAUCUGUAUGCAUACACUUACUGGUGUCAGUAAUGUGAGACCAGAACAUUAACUACGACAUUUGAAGGCUACUGUUUAUAUAUAGCCUUCUGUCUUUUGGUCCUUAUUUUUGUAAGUUCUCUAAUUAUAGGGUUGAGUAAAACAGACUAUGAAUUACUUCUUCGUACUAUGUGUUUUCAUUUAAUUGGAUUAUACUGAGCACACAUGCUGUUUCACUGCUAUCAAGAUUACACAUUUCCUUUUUUCUUUUUUUUUUUUUUUUUUUUUUUACACUUUUUAUGUUAUGUACCAUCUAUACGCUAAUGUCAUUGUUUCUCUUCAUAAUUAAUCUAUUGCAAAUAAAGUGUGACACUGAAACACUA